CUAUAGUUACACACAUGCACACGCACACGCACACACACAUGCGUGUAUAGCCAGUAUGGCGACCGAAGAACACAAACGAUUAGCUAAUGUUGUUAAACAAAUUCAUGCUUUAUUACGAAAAGAAUGUGAAAAAUAUGGUGCAGAAAUAGCAUGGCAAAAACAUGUAAGCCGAAACGACGUUUUACAGAAAUAUGUUAUGUCGAUGAAGGAUCUUGCAACUACGCAUUGGAAAGGCAAUAAUACGGAUUCUUUAAGUGGAACUUAUUGUAGAAUAGAAUGGAUCAAAUCCCAAUGUAAAGAAUAUUUUUUCAAUGGUGGCAAAAAGAAAUAUUCUAAUAGGGAAUUUAGUAUAAAAGGAAAAAUAGGAGAAUUGUCGAUAAUAGAUGAUAAUAUGGAAGAACAAAAUAUGUUGAUUUCUAAACAGGAUUAUUAUAACGAUAAGGAAUUGUUAAACGAAGCAGACCAAAUCUUUCAAAAGAUUUCAGUAUUAGAUGUAGGGAGUUGUUACAAUCCUUUUGAAAUGGAAGAUAUGUUCAAAGUAACAGCAAUAGAUUUGGUAGCUGUUCAACCUAAUGUUUUACAGUGUGAUUUCUUAAGCGUCGAUAUAGGAAGAGAACAAAUCUUAUCUGCAGAUAAAAAACAAAUUUUACAAUUACACGAGGAGUCGUUUGACGUUGUUGUAUUUUCUUUAUUGUUAGAAUAUAUGCCAUGUCCAAAACAAAGAUAUCUUUGCUGUAGCAAAGCAUAUAAUUUACUGAAGAAAAAUGGUAUAUUAUUUAUUAUCAGUCCUGAUUCGAAACAUGUUGGCGCAAAUGCUAAGUUGAUCAAAUCAUGGAGAUAUGUUUUGUCCAAGUUGGGUUUUAUGAGAAUUAAAUAUGAAAAAUUGCGACACAUACAUUGCUUGAUAUUUAGAAAAUGUAUCUACAAAGAAGUGGCACUGAGGUGGGCAAACAUGCAAACUUUUUCAGAGAGCAACAUACUGUAUCAAAGCGAAGAUAAGAUCUUUAUUCCUCAAGAUUUUAAAACUGUUGAUGACAAACAUAAUGAAAAUAGCAAUCAUGAUAUACAUGAUUUACUUUGUUCCUUCAAUGAGUUACCUUUUGCUGAAUUAUAACAUUAUUUCUACAUAAGAUUUUUUACUUCCAUUAUUAUUAUAUCAUAUAUGUAAUAAAAAGAAAAAG
Molecule: messenger RNA, 1181 nt
Organism: Vespula pensylvanica (western yellowjacket)
Lineage: Eukaryota; Metazoa; Arthropoda; Insecta; Hymenoptera; Vespidae
Gene: Samtor
Product: S-adenosylmethionine sensor upstream of mTORC1
Exons: 2
Coding region: 56-1114 (352 amino acids)
Biological process (GO): negative regulation of TORC1 signaling
Source: RefSeq, a predicted model, not a curated record